Messenger RNA from Cucurbita pepo subsp. pepo (vegetable marrow), 1652 nucleotides. RefSeq names its product auxin transporter-like protein 3. Lineage: Eukaryota; Viridiplantae; Streptophyta; Magnoliopsida; Cucurbitales; Cucurbitaceae. The record is from RefSeq and is a predicted model, not a curated record.
UCCAUCCAUUCCUUCCUCCCACCACACCCAAACGCUUGCGAAUGGCGUCUGAGAAAGUCGAAACUGUAAUCGCAGGCAACUAUGUCGAAAUGGAAAGAGAAAAGGGCGAUUCUUCUAAGCCCACAAAGAGCAAGUUCUCUACUCUCUUCUGGCAUGGCGGCUCUGUUUACGACGCAUGGUUUAGCUGUUCUUCUAAUCAGGUUGCUCAAGUUCUUCUCACACUUCCAUAUUCAUUCUCCCAACUAGGGAUGCUUUCUGGGAUUCUCUUCCAGCUCUUCUAUGGCCUAAUGGGUAGCUGGACUGCUUAUCUCAUCAGUGUUCUUUAUGUUGAAUACAGAACAAGAAAGGAAAGGGAAAAAGUCGAUUUCAGAAACCAUGUAAUUCAAUGGUUUGAAGUUCUUGAUGGGUUGCUUGGAAAACACUGGAGAAAUGCUGGGUUGUUUUUCAAUUGCACUUUUCUACUCUUUGGAUCUGUGAUUCAGCUGAUUGCUUGUGCGAGUAAUAUCUAUUACAUAAACGACAAUUUGGACAAGAGGACUUGGACUUAUGUCUUUGGCGCUUGUUGUGCUACCACUGUUUUCAUUCCUUCUUUCCAUAACUACAGAAUUUGGUCGUUCCUUGGCCUCAUGAUGACCACUUACACUGCUUGGUAUAUGACCAUUGCUUCCCUUGUCCAUGGACAGGUUGAGGGAGUGAAGCACUCAGGGCCUACUACGAUGGUUCUAUACUUCACUGGGGCUACCAACAUUCUUUACACCUUUGGAGGACAUGCUGUGACAGUGGAGAUUAUGCAUGCCAUGUGGAAGCCACAGAAAUUCAAGCUUAUUUACUUGAUAGCAACCCUUUAUGUUCUUACUCUGACAUUGCCAUCAGCUUCAGCUGUUUACUGGGCAUUUGGGGAUGCCCUCUUGACCCAUUCCAAUGCUCUUGCUUUGCUCCCUAGAACUGCCUUUAGAGACACUGCUGUCAUCCUCAUGCUCAUCCAUCAGUUCAUAACAUUUGGAUUUGCCUGCACACCUCUCUACUUUGUAUGGGAGAAAUUCAUUGGAGUACAUGAAACAAAAAGCUUGAUCAAGAGAGCUCUUACGAGACUACCCGUCGUGAUACCGAUAUGGUUUUUGGCUAUCAUUUUCCCGUUCUUCGGACCGAUCAACUCAACGGUGGGAUCGCUUCUUGUCAGCUUCACUGUCUACAUCAUCCCUGCUUUAGCUCACAUGGUCACUUUUGCUUCUUCAUCAUCAAGAGAGAAUGCAGUGGAGAGAGCUCCAUCAUUGUUGGGUGGCUGGGCAGGGCUAUACUCUGUGAACAUAUUUGUGGUUGGAUGGGUAUUGAUUGUGGGAUUUGGGUUUGGUGGGUGGGCAAGUAUGCUCAACUUUGUUCAUCAAGUUAAUACCUUUGGGCUAUUCACUAAGUGCUAUCAGUGCCCUCCUCACAAGCAUUGAGAAGAACAUGAACAUGAACAUGAACAUGUCUGUGUGUAAAUUGAUUGGCCGUCCUUAUAUUUGUAUGUCUUUUGCAUGUAUUGGCGAUGUUGGGCACCCCUAUGCAUACCUCCUGUUGAGUUUGUAACCGGUGAGAGUCCACUAGCUAUUAAAGUCUUUGUCUUUAUGAAUGAUAUUCUAUUCAUCGUUUCCCAUUAUGGGUUAACUUCA